Rhizopus microsporus ATCC 52813 is the source of this 1957-nucleotide messenger RNA. Its product is annotated as MFS general substrate transporter. Gene Ontology annotation, molecular function: transmembrane transporter activity. Gene Ontology annotation, biological process: transmembrane transport. The record is from RefSeq and is a predicted model, not a curated record. NCBI's taxonomy places the organism in Eukaryota, Fungi, Mucoromycota, Mucoromycetes, Mucorales, Rhizopodaceae. Bases 162 to 1529 code for a protein of 455 amino acids. The transcript is spliced from 4 exons. Gene Ontology annotation, cellular component: fungal-type vacuole membrane.
AAAAAAAAAAAAAAGAAAAUUUUUUUGGACUUUAAAAAAAGCCCUUUCUUGUUCUAAAGAGACUAUCUUUUGUGAUCAAUUACCCUGUAGGUUAUUCAUUCCUCUUUACAUUUAUUUAAAAGGACAUACCGGAAAAGCGCUGUGUCCAAUUACUUGUUAAAAUGAUAAACGAACGUAAUCUUACUUUAGAUCACCCAUCUACUGAUAAAGCAUCAUCAAAUCAAGAAGCACUCUCUUAUGUGGGCAAUCAUAGCAGACAAAACUCUGAUGCAACAGAAGUUGAAGUAGAUGAAAAGGCUGUUGCUACCAAUGAAAAUUCUAUUCCCCAAAUCAUUGAUGAAGAAGAUCAACAUGAUGGUGGAUAUGGUUGGUUUGUUGUAUUGGGAGCAUUCUUUGUACAAGUAACAAGCUUUGGUACAAUCACUAGUGUUAUGCAAGAUUACUAUGAACAGCAUCUCUUUGGCAAAGAUUCAAAGACUACCCUAAACCUUAGUUUUGUUGGUACACUGGCACUAAUCUGUUUAAACGCAUUUGGACCUGUUGCUCAAAUUUUGGUAUCUGUAUUGAGUAUCCGUCCUGUGUUAAUUUUUGGCACUAUAUGCAUUGGUCUUGGCCUUGAAAUGGCUAGUCUUAGCUCACAAAUAUGGCACUUGUACCUAACUCAAGGUAUAUUAUUUGGUAUAGGCGCUUCUUGUAUUUACAUGGCUAUCAUGGGCGUGGCCCCUCAAUGGUUUAACAAGCGUAGAGGCCUUGCCCUUGGCCUUGUUGCUAGCGGAUCUGGCAUUGGUGGUUUAGUUAUUCCUCUCAUCAUGAAUGCAAUCAACAACUCAUUGGGCCCGGGAUGGACUUACCGUAUUCUAGGUUUUAUAUGUCUCUUUUGCGAUGGAAUGGCCUGUAUUCUCAUCAGAGAACGAAAUCCUCCUCCAAAGACUAGAAAGCAUUUUUCACAAAUUGUACAAUUCAGCGUUUUGAAGAACCCUGAUUAUGUCUUAUUUGCUAUCGGUUCCAACAUUGGUUUAUUUGGCUAUUUCAUCCCUUACUUCUUCCUGCCUUCCUACGCUACCCACGUUGGCCUUACAGACAUUCAAGGCUCUACACUCGUCACCGUCAGCGCGGCUGGUAACUUUGUGGGUCGUGUAGCUAUCGGUUUACUUGCAGACAGGAUUGGAAAAAUCAACUCUAACUUGAUCUUUGUGAUUAUCACAAGUCUUAGCUCAUUUCUUAUCUGGACAUUUGCCAACAGUUAUGGAAGUCUCAUGGCCUUUUCCGUCGUCUUUGGUCUCACCAGUGGUGCAUAUUUUGCUCAAAUAUCUCCCAUUACCGCGUCUAUUCUUGGUAUGAAGCAACUCUCAUCUGGCCUAUCCCUUUUGUUAUUGACAAACGUGAUCCCUGUAUUUGGCCCUAAUAUUGCUAGUGCUAUCGAAAGCGGUGUGAACUCGACGCCCUUCUUUAGUUACAAGAUGUUUACUGGUGUAGCAUAUCUUCUAAGCGCUGUAUUUAUUUUAACUCUUAGACUACGCUUAAUUUAGCGUGUCGCCAUUUCUUUCUCUAUUAUAGAAUUAUUUUUUUCAAGUAUUUAAUAAACGCUACAUUAUACAUUGUAAAACAGAAUGCCCUGCAAUUGAAAAUAAGUGCAGUCUUAACCUGUUUUGAGUGAAUCCAACUCUUUUUUUUUCUCUAAAAGCUGCGCGCACAUUUCACUGCUUUCCCUUACACUAAUGAGCUCUUCAUCUUGUUAUUAAAAGAGUCUACUCUAACACGGGUAUAAUAAGCAUUUAAAUAACCACUAGAUAUCAAAUUGCUAAAAUGCUUGACAGACAAAAACUACAAUAUAUACAUGGAAAACAAUUACGAUAGCACUUUCACCUUUGGAUUUUGUGCUAUUUGGCAAGUAUCUCUUAUGGCCGAAGCGAGACAGUCUUUUGUAUACUUUGGUUAUCAGGCAUGCGGAAACUGG